GGUUACCGUUGCCGGGGCCCGGCGGCGGCGAUGGUGAAGGAAACGAUCCGGGUGUACGCGCGGGUGAAGCCGCUGGGCAGGCGGCAGCAGGCGGGGAGUUAUUCAGUUGAUGAUGAGGAACCUCUGCCCAGUCUGGAGAUUACUGUGCCACGUGACUUAGCAGAUGGGUUCAUCAAUAAUAAACGAGAAAGCUACAAGUUCAAAUUUCAGAAAAUUUUUGGUCAAGAGGCAAAACAAGAUGUGAUUUUUGACAGCAUUGCCAAACCAGUAGCAGAAUGUGUUUUGGCUGGAUAUAAUGGUACUAUCUUUGCCUAUGGUCAGACAGGCAGUGGCAAAACUUUCACCAUCACAGGAGGAGCAGAACGUUACAGUGAUCGAGGCAUCAUUCCCAGGACUCUAUCUUAUAUUUUUGAUAAAUUGCAGAAGGACAGCAGUAAAGUGUAUACAACUCAUGUUUCCUACUUAGAAAUCUACAAUGAAUGUGGUUAUGAUCUGUUGGACCCAAGACACGAGGCCUCCAAAAUGGAAGACUUGCCAAAAGUUGCAAUAAUGGAAGACUCUGAUCAAAACAUUCAUCUGAAAAACUUGUCUCUUCAGCAAGCAACCAAUGAAGAGGAAGCCUUAAACCUACUCUUCCUGGGGGACACCAAUAGAAUGAUUGCUGAGACACCAAUGAAUCAAGCCUCAAGCCGAUCUCACUGCAUUUUCACUAUUCACAUCUCCAGCAAGGAACCUGGAUCUGCAACUAUCCGACACUCCAAGUUGCAUUUAGUGGACCUUGCUGGUUCAGAACGUGUUGCAAAGACUGGAAUUGGAGGUCACUUACUGACAGAAGCCAAAUAUAUCAACCUCUCAUUACAUUAUUUGGAGCAGGUAAUAAUUGCCCUUGCAGAGAAAAACCGGUCCCACAUUCCUUACCGAAACUCUAUGAUGACCUCAGUGCUAAGAGACAGCCUAGGAGGAAACUGCAUGACUACCAUGAUAGCAACACUUGCUAUGGACAAAAGAAAUAUAGAUGAAUCUAUAUCAACCUGCAGAUUUGCACAGCGAGUUGCUCUUAUUAAGAAUGAAGCAGUUCUUAAUGAAGAAAUUGACCCCGCAUUGAUGAUUGUCCAGCUGAAAAAGGAGAUCCAGGAUUUGAAGUAUGAGUUGGCACUGGUGACUGGCAAGCAAAGAACAUCAGAGCUUUCCCAAGAAGAGCUACUUCAGUUGGAUGAGUUAAUUGAAACAUUUCUCGAAGAUAAUGAUCCUGGUAGCUCUCUGGAUGUUGGUGCUGACAUACGCAAGAUCAAGUAUUGCUUUGCUCACAUGAAGCAAAUAAUGAAUCGUCCAACGACUUCUGGAAAAAAACUGCUCUCACAAGACACCUCUGAAGAAAAAAACAGUAACAAAGAAGCAGAAGAAGAACUGGAAAAAUUGAAAGGACUUCUGCAACAAAGAGACAAUGAAAUCAAUAUUCUGGUAACUAUGCUAAAAAAAGAAAAAAAGAAAGCACUAGAUGCUCUUUCCCAGCUUAACGCCACCUCUGCUGGUUCUACAGUCUUGGAGCAGUCUCCUUCUAUGAGCCUGGAAGAAAGUCAGAGUCCAUCUAGAUGUUUUAGUCUGAAAGAGGCAAAAGAUUUCAGCUCUUCCGUUCCCAGACCACCUUUUCUUUCCAGAGAAACAGGAGGAAAGAUGUCACUUGGAUGUCAGGAAGCUUUUGAAGUUUUCAAGCGGGACCAUGCUGACAGUAUAACCAUUGAGGACAACAAACAGCUUCUGAAACAGAGGUUUGAUGAAGCUAAAUGCCUUGGAGAGAAAUUGAAUGAAGUGAGAAAUAAAAUAAACCAUCUGAAAGGGAAGAUGAUCCAGAGGCAGAUUCAGAGAGCAGCUCUCGCUGUUUCAAAUCCUUCUGCAGAACUAACGUUUGAUCCAGUAGAAGAGAAUCUUCGAAUGCAAAUUGAAGAAGAAAAAAAAAGCUAUAAAAUAGUCUACAGCCACUUCAAAGGGCUGAAGGUAGAGAUUGAGCACCUGCAGCUUCUUAUGAAAAAAGUGAAGAUGAAGCUGCAAAAAGACUUUGAAGUCUGGUGGUCUGAAGAAGCAAAAAAAUUGCAGCAGGAAAAGCCAGAGAUGGUUACCUCACCAAAUACUACCACUGUUUAUCCACAGUUUAUCAGAUCCUCACUGCAUCUAUCAACUAACAGUUUUUCAGACACCACAAGAGACAGCCCUUAUGAAGAUCCAGCUGUGAAAAACAAUUCAAUCACUUUUGGUAACCCAACUUUAAAAACAAGGACCCCACCAAGUUCAAGUACAUCUAUUCCUCUGACUGGAGACAGCCAGGCUGAUGCUGACAUCCUAGCUUUCAUUAAAGCAAGACAGAACAUUCUGCAAAAGAAAGGUAAAUCCUGCCAAAAAAUAGGAAGCCAGACUAAAGUCUCCAGUACAGCAUUUUAAAGCCAAAAUAGCUUUAGUCCACAUUAUACUGACACAAGUGAGAACUGAUUCUGGCUUCAGUUAUAUUACGUUAUGUUCUCAGCUGUUCUAAACACUUGAGGUUCUUCACAUGUUCUCCUUUAUUAGCUCAAUGCUGCAGUGCAAAACUGUGAAGGAUCUCUGUUUUACUCAGCCACCAUCAGCGAACUGUCUGGGGCACGCAUGGCUGUGCAACCAGCAUAGUAUAUUAUUUUACCCUUAAGUAAAUGAAUUUGAAUGUGGUUUCUAGAUUAUUAAAGUAUUUCCAAAUUUUUCUGUAUAGAUUUUCUUUUAAACUAUCUGUCCUGGUUUUCAUCUGGUACAAAUUUAAUUGUAGCAACUGACACCAAAUAAAUAUUACUCAAAUGAUUGCACUGUACCCCUGCCUCAGGAGGUAGACUGGCCCACUGUGCCUAGCAGAGAGUAUGUCCUUAACAGAUAUUUCACUAUAUCAAGGUCAGAUGAAACUUUCUAUGAGUAUUUGUCGUCAAAUCAGGUACCAAGAGCAAUCACAGGAAGGUAAUAAAGUUCACUCUAGAGUAGAGAUAAGUAAAAUUGGCAGGAAAAAGAAAGCAAUAAAUAAACAACAGUGGCAGUGCAAGGUAGCCUAAAAGUAAUUUAUCAUGAUAAAGAAAAAUGACCUGUGCUUUUUUUUUCCCCUGAAUAAUAGUUUUUAGUGGCAGCAACCAAUUAGACAGAAUAUGAGCGUGUUAGUGAUUACUGAGGCAAGAACUUUCCAUCAGCACUUUGGUGCUGAUGGCAGCAUUUUUCAACAAGCUAUCAGCACCUGGCAGAUGGUGUUAGCACUGUCACAAAGUGGGGCUUUGGAAUCACACUGCUUAUCAGAAAACUGUCAGGUAAACAAACACUGGCUGAAAAAACAGCCUCCCUACACUCAUCCAAAGCAAACACUUAGCACGCUUUGGCUAAGGGAUCCCUUUUGUCUUUAUUUAGAAAAGCUGUUGUCAGGUUUCUUCUGCAAAUGAAAUUAAGCUGGAUUUAUAGGCAGCUCAUCAGAAGAAGGUUAGAGAUAAAUGUCUUACAACAAAACUUUCGGGCCUUCAGAAGGUCCAAACAUGACUCAAUCUGUGACGUAGAGUAAUGUAAUUAACAAGAGCACAUCUUAUCCUAUGAUCCUCUCCUGGAUCACACCGUAUCAAGAAUGUCUGCCUCUCAAAUGCCUUUUCCAUCCUGAUUGUUUUCAGCCACAGGCUAUUACCUGGCAUCAUCCAUCAGUUUCAUCAUCUAUCAGGGACUAGACAUUAUUAACAUUGACAACUAUUUAGACCCCAAGUCAUAAAAGGUAUUCUUGCAGAACAAAGGAGAGUCAACACUUCUAAAAUUGCUCUGAAGUUAGACAAGAUGAGCUGCCCUAAGUAGAUGAAAAAGGAAUGGAGUAGCAUUUGAUCAUCCUGGCAGUGCAGGGCUGGAUGGCUCAACCAACUGCUAAGCAUAGGCAGGAGAACAAAAAAGUAAAGAGGCUGUGUCAGUUCAACAAACGUGUAGGGACCUGAUGUGUCAUAGACAAGAGACAGCUCAGCAGCAAGUUCUGAGAAGGAUUUG
This is a messenger RNA of Corvus hawaiiensis (hawaiian crow), 4017 nucleotides long. RefSeq names its product kinesin family member 6 (gene KIF6). Gene Ontology annotation, biological process: microtubule-based movement. Bases 31 to 2436 code for a protein of 801 amino acids. The transcript has 21 exons. Gene Ontology annotation, molecular function: microtubule binding; microtubule motor activity; ATP binding. The record is from RefSeq and is a predicted model, not a curated record. Lineage: Eukaryota; Metazoa; Chordata; Aves; Passeriformes; Corvidae.